Molecule: messenger RNA, 363 nt
Organism: Talpa occidentalis (Iberian mole)
Lineage: Eukaryota; Metazoa; Chordata; Mammalia; Eulipotyphla; Talpidae
Product: phosphatidylinositol N-acetylglucosaminyltransferase subunit Y-like
Exons: 1
Coding region: 16-231 (71 amino acids)
Source: RefSeq, a predicted model, not a curated record
AACUGGGGGAGAAGAAUGUUUUUCUCUCUUCCUACGUUGACUGUCCUUAUUCCACUGGUGUCUUUAGCAGGACUGUUCUACUCAGCCUCUGUGGAGGAAAACUUCCCACAGGGCUGCACUAGCACAGCCAGCCUGUGUUUUUACAGUCUGCUCUUGCCCAUUACCAUACCAGUUUAUGUGUUCUUCCAUCUUUGGACUUGGAUGGGUAUCAAACUCUUCAGGCAUAAUUAAUGCAAUAAGAACCAACAUGGUAUAUAUCAAUAAUUUGGCUUGAGCAACUCUGAAAGCUCAACUCCAUGGAAAUACUAGAAAUCCACUUAAUUUGUAGGAAAGAUGCUUUACCUUGAUUAGAGACAGGACUAU